UUCUCAGUUCUCAUUUCGCCGCCCUCACCAAACCAAACCUCUCUCUCUCUCUCUCUCCACUCUUUCUCUCUCUAGGGCGAGACGAAAUGAUGAAGGCUUCAGUCAAAGGCAAGUACGAUGGCGACAAGAGCACCGGAGUCGGUUCACUCGCCUUCAACGCUGGCGAUCUUAAGCUACGCGCCACGAUGACCGAUGCUACCUUCGUCGCUGGGCCUACCUUGAACGGCCUCUCUCUCGCCGUGGAGAAGCCUGGUUUCUUCAUCGUCGAGUAUAACGUCCCUAAGAAAGAUGUUAGGUUUCAGUUCAUGAACACAGUUAGAGUUGCUGAGAAGCCAUUGAAUCUGACUUACAUUCAUAGCAGAGCUGAUAACAGAACAAUCGUGGAUGGGAGCCUUUUAAUUGAUCCUGCUAACAAACUCUCUGUUAAUCACAUGGUGGGAACAAACAACUGUAAGCUUAAGUAUACUUAUGCUCACGGGAAGAUUGCUACCUUCGAGCCGUGCUACGACUUUGCCAAAAACGCCUGGGAUUUUGCCGUUUCUCGCAGAGUUUAUGGUGAUGAUGUUCUCAAGGCUACUUAUCAGACGUCUAGUAAGUUGCUUGGUAUGGAGUGGUCAAGGACCUCCAAAUCCACUGGAUCUUUCAAGGUAUGUGCGUCUGUGAAUCUGGCGGAGGAAGUGAAAACGCCCAAAUUGACGGCAGAAACAACAUGGAACCUUGAAAUGUAAUCUCAUUUUACUAUUAACCAAGUUUCCCACUCAAUUUUUUGGUGUUACAUACGAUUAAACUGGCCCUUGCGAAUCAUCUUCCCACAUUUUAUGGUACAUUUCGUGAAACAUCAUACAUGCUUCUAUUA
Molecule: messenger RNA, 856 nt
Organism: Raphanus sativus (radish)
Lineage: Eukaryota; Viridiplantae; Streptophyta; Magnoliopsida; Brassicales; Brassicaceae
Product: outer envelope pore protein 24B, chloroplastic
Exons: 3
Coding region: 87-728 (213 amino acids)
Biological process (GO): regulation of monoatomic ion transmembrane transport
Molecular function (GO): voltage-gated monoatomic cation channel activity
Source: RefSeq, a predicted model, not a curated record